Molecule: messenger RNA, 4382 nt
Organism: Coregonus clupeaformis (lake whitefish)
Lineage: Eukaryota; Metazoa; Chordata; Actinopteri; Salmoniformes; Salmonidae
Product: acid-sensing ion channel 1
Exons: 11
Coding region: 1048-2622 (524 amino acids)
Biological process (GO): sodium ion transmembrane transport
Cellular component (GO): membrane
Source: RefSeq, a predicted model, not a curated record
UCCGAGCUGUCUCUAUUUUCCAACAGACUUCGUCACCCGAUGUAAAACACGUGCCAUCCAAUCCAUGCUCUCCUCCUAUUCUGGCAUCGAGUUAAUUGAUUAGGGAAACGCUGUUUCGGUCGACAGCUUCCGAGGUUCCCUCUGCGUUUUACCCCCUAAUGUGUUGGAAUUGGAUUUACACAUUUAGCUGAUUUAUUAGCCUACGCAUGAUUUAAUUCAGAAGCCUUUCAUCCUAAAUCGUGUUUCCUCUUAUCCCGGUGAAAAGGGGAGUUUAUGAUGACUGCAUUGUUGUGGUGGGUGCUGUUCUAGAGAGACGGGAUGCAAGGCUGAUGCCUGACGGACGCGUCCGCUCACUGUUUUCUCACUGGGAAUGUAACAAGACAGUCUCAUACAGUCUCCGCUAUUUCACAUGAUGCAACUGCAUGAUCUUUACUAAAACUGCCAGAGCAGGCAAUUUUUUUAAAGGUUUGUACAAGUGGGAGCCGGUGGGAAGGAACGCAGCGUGUUAUAUGGGCCGAUAACUAGCAGCAUCUCCCGAGAAACAGCGUUUGUUGUAUUGCAAUUGCAUAUGAUUGAACCGCUCCUGACACCAUAUACAUUCAGUCCUUACUGUGGUUUUGCUGGGAUUUUUUUUUCUUCCAAGGCUGGAAGAGAGACACACUAACUUGUGCUGCGGAAAUCGGUCCUGAAGUAUAUGGGAGAGGAGGUAUUGGCAUCUAUCUAUGCGCGUAAAUGUGGGACUAUAUUGUACAUAUGUUUGAGUUAUCACAUGGGACAGUCUGAAGGGAAAUUGAGCGCGAAAAAGUAGAGUUCCUCGGCAGAUAAUCCGAAGAAUGUACGGGUAGCCUAGAUAGAUGGUGUUAUUUUGUUGGGGGUUCAGUGACGCACAAUUUCAUACCGCCUGGAUGAGGAACAUAGAAAUCCAUGUGUAGAAGGGCGUGAACUCACAGACGGUACCCUCCAUCCUUCCCUAGUCUUAAUAGCAUUCCCUCCUCUUCUAGUACUUUCCCCUUCUUCCACUUCACACUGAUACCAUAUAGCCUCGUCAUGGAUCUCAAAGCGGAGUCGGAAGAGACGGUGGACUCCUUCAAGCGACCUGUGUCUAUCGAAGUUUUCGCCAGCAGGUCCACACUGCACGGCAUCUCGCACAUGUUCACCUAUGAACGGAUGUGCAUCAAGCGGUGCCUGUGGAUCUUGUUCUUCCUGGCUUCUCUGGGGUUCCUGGUGUUGGUGUGUGUGGACCGGGUUCAAUUCUACUUCCAGUACCCGUACGUUACCAAGCUGGAUGAGAUGGCGACCCCACUAAUGAUAUUCCCCACUGUCACCUUCUGCAACCUGAACUCCUUUCGCUUCGGCAGGGUGACGCGCAACGAUCUGUACCAUGCAGGGGAGCUUUUGGCACUACUCAACGGAAGGUAUGAGAUCAGAGACACUCACAUGGUUGAGGAGAGCGUUCUGGAGACCCUGAAGAUCAAAGCUGACUUCCUCAACUUCAAGCCCCGCCCCUUUAACAUGCGAGAGUUCUACGACCGGACGGGCCAUGACAUCAAGGACAUGCUGCUGUCAUGCUACUACCGCGGGGGGGAGUGCAGCGCUGAGGACUUCACUGUGAUCUUCACCCGUUAUGGGAAAUGCUACACGUUCAACUCUGGCCAAGAUAACCGCCCGCUGCUGGUGACCAUGAAGGGAGGGAUGGGAAACGGACUGGAGCUGAUGCUUGAUAUUCAACAAGACGAAUACCUGCCAGUCUGGGGAGAAACAGAUGAGACGUCGUUCGAGGCGGGCAUCAAGGUCCAGAUCCACACCCAGGACGAGCCACCCUUCAUUGACCAGCUGGGCUUUGGAGUGGCACCAGGCUUCCAGACCUUCGUAUCUUGUCAGGAACAACGGCUGACGUACCUGCCUCCUCCAUGGGGGGAUUGCAAGUCCACUCCCAUGGACUCUGACUUCUUCAGCUCCUAUAGCCUCACGGCCUGCCGUAUCGACUGUGAGACACGCUACCUGGUGGAGAACUGUAACUGCCGCAUGGUGCACAUGCCUGGAGAUGCCCCUUACUGCACCCCAGAGCAGUACAAGGAGUGUGCCGACCCCGCCUUGGACUUCCUGGUGGAGAGGGAUAAUGACUACUGUGUGUGUGAGACACCCUGCAGCAUGACGCGCUUUGGAAAGGAGAUGUCCUUCGUCAAGAUCCCCAGUAAGGCCUCGGCCAAGUACCUGGCCAAGAAGUACAACAAGACAGAGCAGUACAUCGCUGAUAACAUCCUGGUUCUGGAUGUCUUCUUUGAGGCUCUGAACUACGAGACCAUCGAGCAGACGAAAGCUUACGAGUUUGCUGGGUUGCUUGGUGAUAUUGGUGGUCAGAUGGGUCUCUUCAUAGGUGCCAGUAUCCUCACCAUCCUAGAACUCUUUGACUACCUAUAUGAGGUGAUCAAGUACAAGCUGUGUCGGUGCUCAAAUAAGAAACACAAACGCAGCAACAGCAACGACCGGGGAACAGUUCUGAGUCUGGACGACGUCAAACGCCAUGCGCCCUGUGAGAACCUGCGCACGCCGGGUGCGUAUCCUGCCAACAUGUUACCUCACCAUCCAGCGCAGGGCAACUUCGAAGACUUCACGUGCUGAGCCAUUCAGGAGAAAGCAGGAAGUACCUGAGCCAAUCAGGACAGGAGGAAGAAGGAGGAAGAACCUGGCUGGCAGAAUGCAACCAAAGUCAACCAUACAACAAGAAUAUCUGACGUGAACGGAUUCUCAAUAUGGAAACUUUUCUUACUCUCUGAGAGGAGGGGGAAAAUAUCAACAAUCACAUCAAGUGGAGAAGAAGAAGAUUAUUCCAAACAUAUAUAUAUCUGUAAAAGUUCCGGAUUUUUUUUUGGAAUUUGCAAUCCUAUAAGUAAAUCCUGAAUGUUCUAUCUCUAUGUUUGGAAUAGAACCAGGAAACAAAGACUCUACUCUUCAAGAACACAUUGCAAAUAUGGACUUCUCACUCUAAAACAGAGAUAUAUGGGAAAUGCAUCUAACUACUGUACAGACACAACACUGUACAGACAACAUCAACAGAGCCCCAUGCCUUUACUGUCAGUCGCUGAUGGCUGGCCUAUUAGGAUAGUAGUAUGGUUGGGAUCAAUUCCAUUUCAAUUUAGACAAUUCCAUUCCUGAAUUGACUGAAUUGGAAUGGAAUUGACCCCAACCCUGGUCAGUAGAGGAAUGUAGUUCUUCACUGAACUUCACUAUAGAUGUAGCACCAUAACUGCUGUGAUGCUUCAUAGGGGCUUCGUAGGGGCUUCAUAAGUGCUUCAUAGGGGCUUCGUAGGGGCUUCAUAGGGGUGCAGUUCUAGUGGAAGUCUCUCUGUCUGUCUUGAGAAUGUAGCCAUCUCCACAAUGGGUUACAUCAACAACAAUCAAGAUGAGUAGUGGAAGCAUUUAGGGAGAGGAUGGUAGAGAGUUCUACCAUUUAGUAAAAACGUAUGGUGAACUUUUCAGGUCUCAUCUUGUAAAUGCAUGCUUGUAUGUCGUCCUGCAUGUAUUACGUUUUUUUUUAUUUGUAUUAUUGCUGCCAAGUUUGCCUCGAUGAUACAGGUAAAGGAAGAUGACGCUCCCCUCCUAUUAUCGUGUAUGUGCGUGUGUGUGCAUGUGUGUGUGCGUGUGCGUGCGUGUGCGUGUGCGUGCGUGUGCGUGCGUGUGUGUGUGUGUGUGUGUGUGUGUGUGUAAUGAAAUGUGUUGGUUUGUGUGACCAGCCUGGUUGAAUCCACCAGCUAGCUGAACCACAUUCCAACAACACGCCUUUUUUUCAUUCAUCCAUGUUGUGAAUGUGUGCUCUAUCCCAUAAUCCCAAAUCAUCCCCUAGCGACACGUGUUAUUCCAGCCUAUUCAUUUAGCGUGGGGAGUUUUCCAGAAAUCAGUUAAUUUCGGUUUUUCCUUGUAAUUCUGUGAGGGUUUUGAAAUGUUCUGUAUCUGUGUUCUAGUCGCAAAAAUAUGUCAUUAUCAAAGCACAAUUACACCGAUAUGUAGAGGUGAUGAUGUAAAAGUAGAUUACAUUUUAUGGAUAUUCUCAUAUUAUCAAUGUUUUUGUUAUUACUGUAUAGCCUUUUCGGUUUUGUUUUCUUUACUACAGAAUAGGGUUGCAAAAUUGCACUAACUUUCCCAACAUUGCCAGGUUUUUCAGAAAUCCCAGGAAUCAGGAGGGAAUCUUCCGGCUGGAAAUCCUCCGACCGGGAUUUCUGGAAGACCUGGGAAUUUUGGGAAAGUUACCGGAAUUUUGUAACCGUACUACAUAAAACAUACAUAUUGCCUGAUAGUCCAGUCUCCAUCUAUCCAGGUUACAGGCUGUUCUAUUUAUCUAACAAAGCAAAUUAUAAUAAAAUUUUAAUAUCAUUUUGAACAUG